Messenger RNA from Armigeres subalbatus, 2862 nucleotides. Its product is annotated as TBC domain-containing protein kinase-like protein. Lineage: Eukaryota; Metazoa; Arthropoda; Insecta; Diptera; Culicidae. Gene Ontology annotation, biological process: protein phosphorylation; activation of GTPase activity. The record is from RefSeq and is a predicted model, not a curated record. The coding region runs from base 177 to 2789 and encodes 870 amino acids. Gene Ontology annotation, molecular function: ATP binding; GTPase activator activity; protein kinase activity. The transcript is spliced from 4 exons.
GACAGCAUUAUUUAUAAACAGUGCAAUAUUUUACUGUCCUGAUAGCACCAAGUUCUGAUAAAAAAGGGGUGUUUCCAACUUUUAUCGGUGUCCAUUUCCUCCAUAGUUUACUUAUACAGAUUUCCUCAAUUGUUUGCUCGGAAAUUUCUAUCUUCCCUUGAUUUAGUGCGGUGGUUAUGCGCAUAACAACGUCACCGAGUGAGCAGCACCGCGAGCAAAACCGUAGCAGUAGCGUUUUCUGUCGUGGCAAUUCGCUGCCGUCGUCGGGCGUGGCUAGCGGAAUGGCCCCGGCCAAGCUAAACUACCGGAUUUCGGUGUCGACGUUCUUUGCCAAAUCGCAUCCCAGUGACGAGUGCUGCGGAAGCAACGGGCUCCCGUUGACACCGAACUCGAUUGGAAUUUACGGCCGGUCACAGCUGUUGAGAAGCGAGGCACUGAAGCACGAAAAUUUGUGCGAGUACUUGGAUGUCGUGCGAGGAAAGCACGAAAGGACGAUUAUCGUGCAGGAGUACGCAGGGUGUCCACUGACGGAGACGUUCAUCGGGGAGAACAACAAGCAGGAAGUGCUGUUGAGGAUUGGAUAUCAGAUGCUGAGGGCAUUGAGCCAUUUGAACGAGAAGGGGUUGAUGUGUCGGAAUUUGGAACCGGUUAACAUCUUGAUCAGUAGGGACUUUUGCGUGAAAUUGUACAACUAUGGUCUGUACUAUAUGACUUACGGGGGGAAAUAUGUUUCAUUUCCUAUUGGAAAUGUGAAAUAUCAUGGCCCGGAAGUGCUGCUGGGUUCGCAGGAAAAUAUCAAAAGUGAUAUUUGGUCUGUAGGAAUAAUCCUGGCGGAAUUGGCUUUAGGGUGUAAACUGUGGGAGAAUUUGAAAGUAUCCCAGAUUACAAGAAAAGUAUUGAGCUUGCUGAACACAAGCAAUGUGUUUGAGAAGUUGGCUCGAGAACAUAAAAAGGAAGAGCAAUUCGAAUCAUUGGAUGCGUCUCUGCGGCGGGUUAUCGAGGCGUGUUUGUCUGUUUCCAUAGCAAGGCGUCCAUCGUCAGUUGAGCUCCUGGGGGAUGAGGCGUUUGAUUUCUUAAGAGAGGAAAGCUUUACGGCCCCGGACCCGGUAGGGAUGACUCUCUUGGAGAAGCAUUGCGGAAGUCUGGCGGAGAUUUACUACCUCUGGCAGUUGGCCGGUGGCGAUGUGCAGCAGGAAUUGAAAAAGGAAGGGUUGAUUAAAAGCGAAGCCCCGAUUUUGUCAUUACCGAACUUGAUUCUCUUGAACGGAAAAUCGAUAUCACCACCGAAGAGUCAAAGUUUCCUACAUGACAGCCGAAUCAUCUUUCUCAACUUCAACACACUGCUGGAACGAUUCUCGAAAAUCCCCGAAGAGGACUAUCUUCCAUUAAUCUACACUACCAACUCUUAUCUGGAAUCUCCUAUCUUCAAAACAGAUCUCCCGCUGGUGAUUCGGGAGCGUGACACUGUGUAUCAGUUCCAUCGUAUUAUGCUUCUCAAAACUCUACUCCACGGCUAUCCUUAUACUCACGACCUACUGAAAAGCUUCGCCAGCAAGGACAUCCCACCACCUUUCCGCGGUCACGUGUGGGCUUGCCUGCUGGGGGUGGUGGAAAAUGGUCUUUACGAACAGCUGGACAAAUGCAGCCCAACGCUGACGGAUCGGCAAAUCGAAGUGGACAUUCCACGCUGUCACCAAUAUAAUGAGCUGCUUUCGUCCCAGGAAGGGCACACCAAAUUGAAACGGCUGCUGAAGGCGUGGGUUACGGCCCAUCCGCAGUACGUCUAUUGGCAAGGGCUGGAUUCCCUGACUGCACCUUUUCUGUAUUUGAAUUUCAACAACGAAGAGCGAGCCUUUCUCAGCCUUUACAAGUUCAUACCGAAGUAUUUGCAUCUGUUCUUCCUGAAGGACAAUUCGUCCAUCAUCAAAGAAUAUCUGGUCAAGUUUUUUCAGUUGAUAUUCUUCCACGAACCAGUGCUGGCCAAGCACCUGCACGGAAUCAACUUCAUACCGGAGUUGUACGCAAUACCGUGGUUCUUGACGAUGUUCAGUCAUGUAUUUCCACUGCAUAAAAUAUUCCACCUGUGGGAUAAAUUGAUUCUCGGUGACCACUCGUACCCGCUGUUUAUUGGCAUAGCCAUCCUAAAGCAAUUGAAGAGCACUCUCCUCAAGUCGGGCUUCAACGAGUGCAUCCUUUUAUUCAGCGACCUGCCGGACAUUGUAAUGGAAACGUGCGUCAACGAUUCCGAAGCGAUGUACCAGUUCACGCCGAAAAGCAUUACCUACCGGAAGUAUGCCCUAAAUGAUGAUCCUCCCAACGAUUUUGACCUGAAAUACACAGACGACGACCACCGGGAGGUCCAGGCGGAACUGUACCCCCGCAUCAGCAAGUACGAUCUGAUACGGCUCAUGCGCGACCGACCGGCCAGCGUGGUGGUGCUCGAUCUGCGAACCAAUCUGGAACACAAACGAGUGGCGAUCGAAAACAGCGUCAACAUUCCGUUCAGUUCGGUCUCGCUGAAGGAGCCCCGCCUGGACGCCCUCAGCGUUCCAAAGCUGGAAGCAUUCCUCCGCCGGAAGGUGGUAGUCAUCGUGAGUCCAUCGCACGAGAAUGCUCUGCUGUUUGCGCAGUUUUUGGUGGACUGCCAGGUGUCGCGCGUUUGCGUCCUGAAUCGGGGCUUCGAGUUCCUGUACCGCAUCGAUGAUAAAUUAAUGAUGCAGACGUUCGACUAUAUUAAUACGCUGGCCAAGAAUGUUCCGAAUAUUGCUGAUUUUGUUGAAAAAUCUUAGGCAGUUUAUUUUCUAUUCCAUGUUUGACGUGAUACUAUUUAUAUGUUAUAUAGCAACUACUUAUCUACCACAA